Molecule: messenger RNA, 2802 nt
Organism: Pogona vitticeps (central bearded dragon)
Lineage: Eukaryota; Metazoa; Chordata; Lepidosauria; Squamata; Agamidae
Gene: MYRFL
Product: myelin regulatory factor like
Biological process (GO): protein autoprocessing; positive regulation of DNA-templated transcription
Cellular component (GO): nucleus; endoplasmic reticulum membrane
Molecular function (GO): sequence-specific DNA binding; DNA-binding transcription factor activity
Source: RefSeq, a predicted model, not a curated record
AUGGAUGUGGUGGACGAAAAUGAGGCCCUGCAACAGUUCUUUGAAGGGCAAGAUGUGCAUCGAGCGCUGGAGAAUGCCAUGGUAGACACCCGCAUGUUGGAAGAGUUCAUAGACUCUGACUUUGAGUUAUUUGGAAACCUGCAAAACAAGCUACCAGACUCCCCACCAGAUUCUGGCUCCGAACUAUGUUCACCACCACAUUCCUUCGGGAUUGCUAACAGGUUUCCUGGCUGUUAUUUGGAAGCAUCUUCCAAGAAGAAUAUGAAUGGACAGAUCUGUGGAACACUCCAAGAUGGUUCUCUGAAUACAGCCAAUGGUGGGACUCCCUGGAAUAACUCUGGGUCUUCAAAUAACCUUGGUUUAAGUGGCCUCCCACCAAGAACCCCUCUCAGACCUGGCCUUUCCUGGACAUCUAAAAAGAGGAAGCACUCUGAGAUGCUGGAAGAUCCUCUGGAAUAUCUAACAUGGUCUGGCAGUAUUGGACAAAUGCCCAUUAAAGAUGUUUCUUCUGAUAUGCAAGAAUAUGACAGUGAUGGACAGAAUGUGGGGUGUGCUGAAAAAUGCUGUCAGUCCUUCGCAUGGCAACCGUAUCAAAGAGCUUCCUGGAAUAACCUGUUUAACCAUAAUUAUGAAAAACUCCCAGAUGUAGGAUAUCGCAUUGUUACAGACAAAGGAUUUAAUUUUUCAGCAGCAGACGAUGCCUUUAUUUGUCAAAAGAAAAACCAUUUCCAGAUCACAGUCUAUAUUCGUGUGGUUGGAAAUCCUAAAUUUGUCAAAACCCGUUUGGGUUUGAAACCAGUGGAACUGUACCAUUUGAACGACUAAAGGAUAAAGGUGGACACUCCCAGUCACAUAAUUGUCAUUGAACAAUCUCAGUCUGACCGAAGCAAAAAACCUUUCUCUCCUGUAAAACUCAGUCUCCCAGGAGACCAAGUGACCAAAGUAACCAUGGCAAGAUUGCACUUCAGUGAAACAACAGCAAACAAUAUGAGAAAAAAAGGAAAGCCUAACCCAGAUCAAAGAUACUUCAUGUUGGUGGUUGGAUUAUAUGCUGUCAGUCAGGACCAGUCUUAUAUGGUGGCUGCUCAUGUCUCAGAAAGGAUCAUUGUCAGAGCCUCUAACCCUGGACAGUUUGAGAAUGACAGUGGUGCGCUAUGGCAGAGAGGGCAUGUUCCUGAAGACGUCUUUUGUCACGGACAAGUAGGCAUCAACACUGAUACACCUGAUGAAGCUUUGGUUGUGUGUGGAAACAUGAAAGUUAUGGGAGCGGUCAUGCAUCCCUCUGAUAGUCGAGCCAAACAAAACAUUCAAGAGGUUAAUACAGAUGAGCAGCUAAGAAGAAUAGCACAGAUGAGGCUGGUUGAAUAUAACUACAAACCUGAAUUUGCAUCUAUUAUGGGAAUAAACCAGGUCCACCAAACAGGAGUAAUUGCGCAAGAACUGCAGGAACUUCUACCAAGAGCUGUGAGAGCCGUUGGAGAGGUUAUGUGUGAAAAUGGAGAAAAAGUUAAUGAUUUCCUCAUGGUUGAUAAGGACCAAAUUUUUAUGGAGAACGUGGGUGCUGUUAAGCAACUCUGCAAAUUAACCAACAAUCUUGAAGUGAGGAUAGAAGAGCUGGAAGCAUGGAACAAAAAACAAGCCAGACUGAAACGGAUAAAUAGCUUGAAAUCAACAACAACUAGUGAAAAGACCUCAGUAAGGAAAAAUAGCCAAGCGAAUACUUUUUUACCAUCAGUAAGAUCAAGUUCCAUAAGACCCAGCAAGGUGGGUUUUCCAGUGAAAAAACAGUCAUGGUCCAGCCAUAGGAUUUUCCAAAUAACUAUAAUUGCUUUGGUUGCAUUGAUGGCACUCUGUGUUGUGACGAUAUCCACCCUUUAUGUUCUGAGCCUACCGGAACAGGAUACUGUCCAUUCUGAACACAGCAUUCCGACAAAUCCAAUAACAAUCUCUCCAUCCGCCAUGCUGACAGGGACCACAUACAACAGAGCAUCUUCAAACCUGAAACCAGUUGAUACCAUUCCUGAAGUGGAUUUCUGUGACAUUUUGCCUUGUCCCAGAACCUACUGCUGUCCAAUUAAUCAAAUAAUAACAAAAAAUCUGAGAGAUCCGAAGGUGAAUGUGGAAGAACAGAGAAAUGAAAGCAAAGAUCCAUUGGAACAAAAGUGGAUUGAGAAGCCGGAUCUUGGAAAUGAUUGGAUUGAUACAAGAAUCAGCUCUAUGCAGAUCUUUGAGACACAGCAGAAAAUAGACCAUCGCUACUGUCAAAAAAACCCGCAGUGCAGAUCUGGAAAUUAUAGUUACAUUGUUCCCCUCAACAAAUUCACACCACUCAAGGUGAAAAUCUCACUGGAAAUCAAUACGACAGAGCCGUUAAUGAUCUUUCAAUGCAACGUCAUAUUUGGAAAUUCUUGCUCCUUUCCCCCACUGCUCCUUAAGAAGAAGGAAUCCUUCCCUGAAACCACACAGGGAUUUCAGCACCUUUGGGUCCUUCCAGUUGCUUCGUUGCAUGAGAGUGCAUACCAUUUUCGUGUAGCUGCUCCAGACCUUGCAGACUGUUCAACAGACCCUCACUAUUCUGGGAUAUUUUUCACUGAUUACUAUUUCUACUUCUACCGCAACUGCUUCUGAAAAAGUGGUUCUAGAUUUAUCUCUCCACUGCUCUAGAGAAUGAGUGUCGCCUCAAAUUUUCCUGGUAGAUAUUUACUGAGGUUUGAUCUUUAACACUUCUACAUUGGAAAUAAAUGGAACUGUACAAAAUAAGUGGAACGGUAUAAAGCUUUGCUGUUGUUAAUAGGUAUUCAC